AUGGCCGCCACUAAAGAAUCUUCAUCGCGCUGGGCGCUACUGAUUGGAAUCAACUAUUACCCCGAGGAUCGACAUCUUCAUGGCAGUGUCGACGACGUUAGCGACAUCAGGGCCUAUCUGGAACAGCACAGCGCUACGGCAAUUCAUAAAUCCGUGCUCACAGCCACUGUCCCAAAGUAUCAUCAAUCCACUAAAGAUCCACCAGAGACACCCGAUGAGAGGCCAACCAGGGCAAACGUUCUGAAGCAGCUUCGCUUAAUCAUUGAUUCUGCGAAACCGGGCGAUCAUGUGUAUAUACACUUCUCUGGGCAUGGUACUCAAUUACCAUCCGACGGCAACAUUGGCGAAACUGGCUUCGGCGAGUUGGGCCUUGUUCUUUACGAGAAUGGUGAGCAUGGUGCUAGCUACUUUCGUGGGCGCUUCUUAGCACAGGCUCUCAAACGAAUGGUCGACAAAGGUCUCAUUGUCACAGUCGCGAUGGACUGCUGUUUCUCGGGGGCUGUGACUCGAGGAGAUCGGAUCCGGGCUGUGAAAUACGACCUGUCGCUUGAUGUCGACAGAGCUGAACAGGAGCGAGAAUGCAAAGAAGCCCUAGGCAUUCCUGGGCGUGAUGCAAGAAUUGAUAGAGAUUGGCUUGUCAAUCCCGAAGGUUACACGAUUAUCACGGCCUGUGGUCCACACGAAAAGGCCAUGGAAGUCCUUGUCAACAAGACCCAGAAACGGGGCGCACUCACCCAUCAUCUUCUCAAGGCCCUUACGACCUUGGCAAAGGUGAACGAGGAUGUAUCACAUCAAUCGCUCCAUGAAACAGUUGUUUCUAUGAUGCAGGCGUCAGGCCGUAUCCAGACACCAAUGCGCUACGGCAGUACUCACCUCUCCUUUUUUGGCACACUUCUAGGUCCGGUCUCACUUACUGCUUGGCCAAAUUUCAUCAAGGCGGGUCAAGUCCAUGGAAUCUCAAUCGGAGAUGAAUCCACUGUUCAGAACAGGGUUUUGGCUACCUCGAGUCGAAAUUAUCGUUCAAGAGUCAAAUUCAGAGUUUCCGAUGUUUGGUCUUUCGAGUCUGCGUUAACAGCUGCUCAAGACAGAACGACAUCAUCGCCAGCCUUCCAGUUUAGCAUGAAGGACAUAGGUAACUUGAAUGCAACACAGCUGUCGACUGUUUCUUCUCAGCGCAUUAAGGUAUGGAUUCCGGCAGAGUCGCUACAAAACUCGACGCUGGAAUACAGGCCGGAAGUGUUACAAUUUUCUGAGACGAUCACAGGCAAAGAUGAAAAGGCUCUUUGGAACCAUCUGGGUGAUAAGUAUCUGAGAACAGACGACGUUGCCGACAUUGAUGAAGCUAUUGACUGCGCCAGAAAGUCGUUGGAUCUGGAACCCGAGAAGCUAGCACGACUCUACAACCUGGCAAUCAAAUUGGGAGAUCGCUUCUCGAGCACUGAAGACCUGGACGAUGUCAAUGAGGCUAUUGAACCCAGAGGAAGGCCCUACAAAUAA
Messenger RNA from Fusarium musae, 1497 nucleotides. RefSeq lists its product as uncharacterized. Gene Ontology annotation, biological process: proteolysis. The record is from RefSeq and is a predicted model, not a curated record. The transcript is spliced from 3 exons. Lineage: Eukaryota; Fungi; Ascomycota; Sordariomycetes; Hypocreales; Nectriaceae. Bases 1 to 1497 code for a protein of 498 amino acids. Gene Ontology annotation, molecular function: cysteine-type endopeptidase activity.